AUGUCACCUCCUAAAAAGCGAAUCACCACCGCUCCACCUGUGGUAGCUGCUAAAAGGAGGAAGGGGAACGAGGAGCCUGUCAACAAGGGGGUGUUUGAAACUCAUCUUGAACAACUUUCGCAGACCUCAGAAGCGGAAAGUUGCGAAUCGUUGUGGAACAGAGGUGAUCUCGAAGAAGGUCUAGGAACUACAAAAUCGGUAGCGUUUCAGGUGUUCGAUAUUGAAACCUACCAUGAACCAGGCUCAGCCACGACUUUCGACAGAACAAAUGUGAAAUUAUAUGGAGUUACACGUGCAGGAAAUUCAAUAUGUGCUAUUGUCACAGAUUAUUUCCCGCAUUUCUACUUCCAGGCUCCUGAACGUUUCGCUCCCGAGCAUUUGGAUGUUGCACAAAGGAAUCUCAAUAACGCUGUGGCUGCUUCAUUGCGUAGAGCAAACUCAAACUUGCAAAUGUCCUCAAUAAUUGUGGAUAAUUUAGUUCGAUUAAGCAUCGUCGAUGGUGAAAACGUAUACUAUUAUCGAGGCUCCGAGAAGAAAUAUCCUUUCAUAAAAGUCAGUGGAACCUCCAAUGCAUUGAAUAAAGCGAAGCAAGAGUUGAAAAAUGGUGGAUUUUCCUUUGGUAAUGGACCAGUCCAGACUGGUACACUUUAUGAGGCAAACAUUGACGCCGAGGUGAAAUUCAUGGCACAUAGCGGCAUAGUUGGGUGCGGAUGGGUGGAAAUUCCUGUUGGCAAAGGAGUGAUCCACCAGUCAAAGGCACAAAGUUCAAGGUGCCAGCUUGAGCUUGAGGUAAAACUUGGCGAUCUAGUUGUUCACGAUCCAGAGGGAGAGUGGGCUGAUGUAGCACCCAUACGUACACUUUCAUUUGAUAUUGAAUGUAUGGGAAGGCGCGGAGUGUUUCCUGAUGCCAACGAGGAUCCGGUUAUCCAGAUCGCCAAUAUGGUUAAGGUGGAAGGCGAAUCUGAACCAUUCAUUCGUAAUUGCUUCGUGCUUGGAACAUGUGCACCUGUAAUCGGUUCUGAGAUUAUUCAAUGUGACAGCGAAAAAGAGUUAUUGGAGAAAUGGGCGGAAUUUGUCCGUUCUGUGGACCCCGAUAUACUUACCGGGUACAACAUCCUCAACUUUGAUCUACCGUACAUUUUGGAUCGUGCGAAGGUGCUAAAACUGCCGUCAGUUGCCAUGCUGGGCAGACAGCGUGAUCGAGCGUCUAGUGUUCGCGAUGCUGCGAUUUCUUCGAAGCAAAUGGGAAGCCGCAUCAAUAAGAGUAUAGAUAUGCAUGGUCGAGUGAUAUUUGAUGUUCUGCAGGUCGUUCUGCGAGACUACAAGCUUCGUAGUUACACUCUCAACAGUGUUUCAUAUCACUUCCUAUCCGAACAAAAGGAGGACGUCGAGCAUAGUAUAAUUUCAGAUUUACAGAGAGGAGAUGAGCACACUCGACGAAGGUUGGCCAUUUACUGUAUGAAAGAUGCUGCUUUGCCAUUGAAACUUCUUGAGAAAUUGCUGUCUGUUAUCAAUUAUAUGGAAAUGGCUAGGGUGACAGGAGUCCCACUCAACUACUUGCUGACACGAGGACAGCAGAUCAAAAUCUUGUCUAUGAUGCUGAGAAAGUGCAAAACAGAUAAUUUCUUUCUCCCAGUAAUUGAAGCACAGGGAGCCGAUUCAGAAGGUUACGAAGGUGCUACUGUUAUUGAGCCUCUUCGUGGGUUCUAUAACGAACCGAUCGCCACUCUUGAUUUUGCAUCACUAUAUCCAUCAAUAAUGAUUGCUCACAAUCUUUGCUAUACAACUUUAUUGAAGAAGCCAGAAGGAGAAGAAGGGAAGGACUACAUUAAAACUCCGUCUGGCAAUUAUUUCGCCACAAGAGAACGUCGCCGUGGUCUUCUUCCUGUCAUCUUGGAAGAUUUGCUGGCUGCCAGAAAACGCGCUAAGAAUGAGAUGAAGCAUGAAAAGGAUGAGUUCCGUAAGAUGGUGCUUAAUGGUCGACAACUUGCUCUGAAGGUAUCCGCAAACUCCGUAUACGGCUUUACUGGUGCGACCGUUGGAAAGCUCCCAUGUUUGGAGAUCUCUCAGUCUGUAACCGCUUUCGGAAGGCAAAUGAUCGAUCUGACCAAGAACGAAGUUGAGAAACGAUAUACAGCUGGUGCUUUAGAUGGGAAGUGUCCCGCAAAUGCUCAGGUUGUUUAUGGUGACACGGAUUCGGUUAUGGUGAAGUUUGGCGUCAAAACAGUAGCCGAAGCAAUGGAAAUUGGGCUACAUGCAGCCACUGAAGUCAGCAAGAUCUUCACACCUCCAAUAAAGCUGGAAUUUGAAAAAGUUUACUAUCCGUAUUUGCUUAUCAAUAAGAAGAGGUACGCGGGACUUUAUUUCACGAAACCGGACAAGCAUGAUAAAAUGGAUUGCAAGGGUUUGGAGACCGUCCGACGUGAUAAUUGUCCAUUAGUAGCAAAAGUGUUGAGCACAUGCCUCGAGAAGCUAAUGAUUGAUCGUGACGCCAACUCUGCUUUGGAGUUCGCUAAGCGAGUCAUUGGUGAUCUACUUUGCAACAAGAUUGACAUUUCAAUGCUUAUUAUCAGUAAGGAACUAACCAAGUCGGGCGAGAAAUACCAAGCUAAGCAAGCUCAUGUGGAACUAGCGGCGAGGAUGAGAAAACGAGAUCCAGGGUCGGCUCCACGAUUGGGCGACCGGGUACCGUACGUUAUAAUUGCUGCUGCCAAAAAUGUGCCUGCUUAUGAGAAAGCUGAAGACCCAACAUUCGUAUUGAAGAACAACAUUCCCAUUGACAACAAGUACUAUCUUACAAAUCAGCUUGCAAAACCUCUGGCUAGAAUAUUUGAGCCGAUUCUGGGAGACCGUGCAGAGAGAAUUUUGAUCGAAGGUGAGCACACUCGCGUAAGAGCAGUGGUGCAGAGCAAAGUUGGAGGAUUGGCUGCAUUCACAAAGAAACAAGUUACGUGCUUGGGUUGCAAAGCAGUGCUUAAGGAUCAACAUCGUGCAGUUUGUGAUUUUUGCCUCAAGAAAGGGAAGCUGCCCGAAAUCUAUGCGCAGCGAAUAACAAACGUUAAUGUCCUGGAAAGGCACUUCUCUCGGCUCUGGACAGAAUGCCAGAACUGUGCUAAAACGAUGCAUGACAAGGUUAACUGCUCGGCUCGUGAUUGCCCUAUUUAUUAUAUGCGGGAGAAAGUACGCGGUGAUUUACGGGAGGCUCAUUCCGCCUUGGAACGUUUUGGCGAACCGUCAUGGUGA
Molecule: messenger RNA, 3243 nt
Organism: Necator americanus (New World hookworm)
Lineage: Eukaryota; Metazoa; Nematoda; Chromadorea; Rhabditida; Ancylostomatidae
Exons: 27
Coding region: 1-3243 (1080 amino acids)
Biological process (GO): DNA-templated DNA replication; base-excision repair, gap-filling; DNA replication proofreading
Cellular component (GO): delta DNA polymerase complex
Molecular function (GO): 3'-5'-DNA exonuclease activity; DNA binding; nucleotide binding
Source: RefSeq, a predicted model, not a curated record